CUCUCUCCUUGUCAGUCUCACCUACAUUGGCCAAAAAAAACAAAACUGAAAACAAAAAAUGGAGGUAGCCAUAGCAGCAGCUUCAAGCGUUGCGAUUCCGAAGCUCACCUCGUCUUUCCCGGCAGCUACUUCCAGGCCAAUUCAACGCAACAGAGCUCUUUCAAUCUUCUCCUCGCCCUUUUCGUCGACUUCUCUCUCGACUAGCACCGUCUCUCCCUUCUCGUCCGGCGCCGUUGGAGAAUCGUAUGGAAUCGGAAGCAAGCCGGGCGCUCUGUAUCCAGCUCCAAUUCCAAGCUCUAAGGCCAAACGAAGCGUCGUCGCCAUGGUUAUUCCUUAUACGAGGGGAAGUGCAUGGGAGCAACCUCCACCUGAUUUAGCAUCUUACUUGUUCAAGAAUCGGAUUGUUUACCUGGGCAUGUCCCUUGUUCCUUCCGUCACAGAGUUAAUACUUGCAGAAUUUCUUUACCUUCAGUAUGAAGAUGAAGAAAAACCUAUUUAUCUUUACAUCAACUCGACAGGGACAACCAAGGGUGGUGAAAAGCUGAGUUAUGAGACGGAGGCUUUUGCUAUUUAUGAUGUUAUGGGGUAUGUAAAGCCACCAAUAUUCACUCUCUGCGUUGGUAAUGCUUGGGGAGAGGCUGCCUUGUUAUUGGCUGCUGGUGCAAAAGGAAACCGUUCUGCAUUACCUUCAUCAACUAUCAUGAUUAAGCAGCCCAUUGGCAGAUUUCAGGGCCAAGCUACAGAUGUUGAACUUGCAAGAAAAGAGAUGAAUAAUGUUAAAGCAGAACUGGUCAACCUAUUUGCAAAGCACAUCGGGAAGACAUCUGAACAGAUUGAAGCUGAUAUCAGUCGGCCAAAGUACUUUAGUCCGGCUGAGGCAGUUGAAUAUGGAAUCAUUGACAAAGUCUUGUACAAUGAACGAGGCAGCGAAGAUCGUGGAGUUGUUUCUGACCUUAAAAAGGCACAGCUUAUAUAAUUGCUGGGAGAUGAUGAUCAGUGGCUUUUGAGAUGCGUGAGGGCUGAAGCUUCGGAGAUGGGAAGGUGCAGUGCAAAAUAGAAGAGACAGGCAAGAAGCUUUUCCAGCAAUGGAGGAAAAGAAGGACCUCUGAAGUUUCCUUCCCCCAUUGUUUAUUCGUGGGAAUUGAUGAUGGGAAGCAUUUGUGACCAAAAUGUACUAUAGUUCAGACUUCCUCUUCCUUCAGGACCCUGUAUCCUCAAUAAGCCUUACUGUUGAAGCUUUAUAUAUGAAUGAAUUCAGGAUCGAAUUACUCAGUGAUCAUGUCAUUGGUCCGUAAUCAAUCAAUCAUCAGCAGGUGUUCAAUUAGUGGCACUGCAGUUCUUUACUGCUGUGCUGUGCCUUCUUCCUGAUCUUGC
Molecule: messenger RNA, 1374 nt
Organism: Linum tenue
Lineage: Eukaryota; Viridiplantae; Streptophyta; Magnoliopsida; Malpighiales; Linaceae
Source: the annotation of a GenBank genome assembly